Messenger RNA from Fusarium proliferatum ET1, 945 nucleotides. Its product is annotated as putative MRPS9-mitochondrial ribosomal protein, small subunit. The record is from RefSeq and is a predicted model, not a curated record. The coding region runs from base 1 to 945 and encodes 314 amino acids. The transcript has 2 exons. Gene Ontology annotation, cellular component: mitochondrial small ribosomal subunit; ribosome. Gene Ontology annotation, biological process: translation. Lineage: Eukaryota; Fungi; Ascomycota; Sordariomycetes; Hypocreales; Nectriaceae. Gene Ontology annotation, molecular function: RNA binding; structural constituent of ribosome.
AUGUCGACAAUUACACAUAGCCUACGGCAGCUAAGAUGUCAAGGCCAGCUUUUCCGAGCACCAUGGCCUCAGCCCGCCUUGCAUAGAGCGACUUUUCCCCUCGGUGUACGAAGCAUCACCAGUGAAACAUCUUCAACGAUCGUCGAACCCAAGCCCGAUCCUUUCGCCGUGAUAGAUUCGAAUUCGAAGAUUUCUCUGCCAUUCCAGGAUGUCCAGCAUGCGAGAGCCGUUCCCAUCUCGGCUUCCUACUUCUCUCGGGAACCUCAAUUCAAUGAGAUGUACCUCCGAAUUGCUCGUCUUCUCACCAAAUACCACACUCUUCCAACACUACCACCAAGCGCUGCUCCUCCGACAGCUUGGGUGAAGCUCGACGAAAUGCGAUCGAAACUUGGUGAGCCAAUUAAGGCCUCCCACUACGCUAAGGUCAUUCGAGUUGCCAAGCGGCUGAACCUGAUUGAGACCUCACUCUUCCCUGAGGAAGUCCGGGUUGCUCUCGAGGAUUUCAAGCGAGACAUCAACCCUUUCAUGAACGUACCUCACGAGGUGACAGUCGACAAGUUUGGACGAGCUAUCGGUGUCGGCAAGCGAAAGGAAUCUACUGCUCGGGCUUGGGUUGUGGAGGGUACAGGAGAGGUGCUGAUCAAUGGCAAGACCCUCAGCCAAGCUUUCGGUCGCGUUCAUGAUCGUGAGAGUGCGGUCUGGGCUCUUCAGGCCACUGAGAGAUUAGACAAGUACAAUGUCUGGGCAUUGGUGGAAGGUGGUGGAACAACCGGUCAGGCCGAGGCUCUUACGUUGGCGGUUGCCAAAGCUCUGAUCGUUCACGAGCCAGCGCUCAAGACCGCUCUUCGAAAAGCUGGGUGUAUCACCAGAGAUCCAAGAACAGUGGAGAGGAAGAAGCACGGCCAUGUCAAGGCACGCAAGAUGCCCGCCUGGGUCAAGCGAUAA